UAUAUAUAUUUUUAAUAUUUUUAUAUUUAAAAAAGCACCUAAUUAUUUGGGAUUGUCUGACAUCACAAGCGAUCCAUCUUUGCAAACUAAAGGAUAGUUCAGAUGUUGCAAUAAAUGGAAGUUGAAAUUUAACCAGCUACUCUUUCACUAAGAGAGUAACUUAUCUUCUCCUGCAAAUGGCCCCAGAACAAUACUCUCCCCCCCCCCACUUUUUAAUUCCUGCAAACAUCAGUGUGAGUCAUGAGAAGGUGGGGAGUGGCUGAAAGCUAUCCCUGAAACUAGCAGCAUAAAAGAAUGUCUCCAGUGUGACUAUAAACCAAGAGGUAAGAGAGCAAGGGUUAAUAACCAGCGUUUCCCAAUUUGUAGCAUUACCUGAAUAGCUUUUACUUGUUUACCAUUAUGAUUGCUAGGUUUUAUGGUACAAUAAAGAUACAGAAGCUCUUCAGACAUUUUCAAAUCUCUUCAUUCUCUUUUUUAAAAAGGUUACAUAGUACUACCGGUAGCAGCGCUGUUGUUAGACAAUUUUUAAAAAACAAAAACAAAAAAACCUGUGUACCAACUGGUUAAAUACUGUUAUAUUUUGGUUGAUUUGAGGAACAAUUCCAUGCCUCAGUUAUACUGGCUGUGGGAUGACACAUUUUGGCAGAAGCCUUGCUACAGUAGCAGGACAGGAAAUAUACCACUGCCGUGACAGAUAAUACCAACAGAAUGUUCUGCCAGUAAAUAUGUGGUAGUGGGAUGGGCAAAACAAAAGUGGAGUAGUGAGCAGAGGCAAUGCUGGGGGAGUAGCCUGUAUCUAUGAUGUAUCCUGUACUCAGACCACGACUGCGCCUUUGUAGACCAUUCGGCUUUACAUCACCACCAUAACCGGAGCAAUUGAUCUCCUUCUCAUCUACUAGUGGGGGACAAAGAUAGCCAUCGAUGUUCAGUCCACUCAUGUUGCUGCAACCAAGCAUAGAAUAUGGUGUAACUUGGUGCCCAACUGCUGCACACCAGUACGGGGAGCCCACAACUUGGAUAUUAGAGCACGGGGCCUAUAUCUCUCCAGCCCCAUGUUGUGCACAUUUUGGAGGGGGCACUUUAAAUAAAAUGGGAGCACUUCACAAAAAGCAGCCUGCCUGCAGAACACUCAGUGGAGCUUGAGCACGUUGCAAUAAUAUUUCUGUCUAGAACCCCUACAGGUACCUUGCCAUGGGACUUCACAUGCAAACACUGCAACAGCAAUUGUCAUUCCACUCCAACUGGGAAUACCAGGAUAGAGUACCCAACACAGGUAAGCAAAGGAAAGGGGGAAUCAUGCUACAUUGUCUUAACUGCUUAAACUGUCACUUAUGCCCACACACUUUGCAAUAUGGGAAUACUAUGUCUUACCUAAGCUGUAUUUUUCUAAUGUGUCCCUCACAACAGUGGGAAGCCAUUUCCCCUAUAGACAAUGGUGGUACUCAUUGCCACACACAAGUUAUCUAUUGACAAAGGCAAGGCACUGUGCUUUAGCUAUUACUAUUGUUGGUCAAAUACUCAUGAGCACUCUUGCCUUGCAGGAUCACAGCUCACCUGCAUGAAGUAAAUCAAGCUGUCACUAUAGACACUGAGUUUCACUGCAAUUCUAAAUGGGUGUGUAUACUCACAAGUACUGCACAUCCAUUCAGGAACUAUGUGCUCCAAUUGCUGACUUUUCCUUAUUACUUUCUGUGUCUUCUAUUACCUUCCACAGGACAGUCUCCCACGUACAGGAUCCAUCCUGCUCCCUGCUGUUUGCAGGCCAUUAGAGACGUCCAUCUCAUGAGCAACAGCAAUGACCAGACUCCUGGUUUUUCCUUUGUAAGGUUGCCCCAGAGAGGCUCCUGCAUCCCUGUAAGCUGACAUACAGUUAUGCAACAAGUGAAGAAGCUUCUACCUUGGAGCUGGUGCCAUAAGCAACAGUGUACUGUCUGUUAAGCCAAUUUCCAAGACCCAGGAACCCUACUGGAUUGACUCCCCUACGCUUGAAUUUUUCUCGUUCAGGAUCUCGUCUAUUCUGGAUGCUAUUCAAUAAAAGCUAUGACUUUGUGAUGAGUGGCAUUUUUUGUUGCUAGUGAGUAGGAGAUAGGGAUCACUUUGCCUUUUGUAGUAUGACAUUGCUUCAGCUGACCUCGGAACAUGACUCAUGGGCUUGAGCAUUUGAUGGGCUUUCAGGGGCAGUGGUCCUCUAUCCACUGCUUGCUGACUCUAGUCUGGACUACAAGAGGCACACAAAUGGAAUGAGUGCUGUUGUCAGAGUGCAUGAGGCAGUCUCCUGUUAUGGCUGAGUGGUUAGGACAGUGUUCUGUGUCGCUUGCAGUGUGGAUGCAAGUCUUUGGAGCUCCUCCUUUGCCCUUGACAUGACUGGCUUUGGGAGGCAUUCCCCCUUCUCCCCAGUGUGUCUUGAAAAUCUACCACCUGCUUCCCAACUUCAUGCCACUUGCAGUGAACCACUGGAAGUUGCUGCCUUCUGUGUCUAUGGCUGUACUUUGUGUGUCCAGUGUUCUUUUUUGAUGGCUAGGCAAAGGGUGUUUUCUUCCAUGGGUUUUGUCUGAUGUCUUCAAUUCAGAGCUCCCUAUCAGUGAACUACAGGUGAAACUCGAAAAAUUAGAAUAUCAUUGAAAAGUUCAUUUAUUUCAGUAAUGCAACUUAAAAGGUGAAACCAGUAUGUGAGAUAGACGCUUGACAUGCAAAGCAAGAUAUGUCAAGCCUUUAUUUGUUGUAAUUGUGAUGAUUACUGCGUAAAGCUGAAGUAAACCCCAAAUUCACAAUCUCAGAAAAUUAGAAUAGUGUUUAGCUACUCAAUCCAUAACACCUGCAAAGGUUCCUGAGCCUUUAAAUGGUCUCUCCGUCUGCUUCAGUAGGAAUCACAAUCAUGAGAAAGGCUGCUGACCUGACAGUUGUGCAGAAAGCCAUCAUUGAGAUUCUCCAUAAGGAGGGAAAGCCUCAAAAGGUUAUUGCAAAAGAAGUUAGAUGUUCCCAAAGUGUUGUAUCAAAGCACAUUAAUGGAAAGUUACAUGGAAGGGGAAAGUGUUGAAGAAAAAGUUCCACAAGCAGCAGGGAUGACCGCAGCCUGCAGAGGAUUGUCAGGAAAAGACCAUUCAAACGUGUUGGGGACUUUCACAAGGAGUGGACUGAGGCUGGAGUUAGUGCAUCAAGAGCCACCACACACAGACAGAUCCUGAAGAUGGGCUUCAAAUGUCGUAUUCCUCUUGUCAAGUCGCUCCUGAACAAGAAACUAUGUCAGAAGUGUCUUGAAGCGUUCAUGUUGGGAAGAGGUCUGAAACGCAAGCUGAGUGAUUAUGAAGAGAACAUGGCAGGUGUGUCAAGUGCCUUUGAUUCCAGCCGAAACCUGCCAUAUCCACUCAAGAGGCAGCUGGUGCUCAAUGUGUGCCUCACCAAACUACAGACCUACAAGAUGCUGGCAGAGCCAAACCUGCACCGCUCUGUCCUUAUCGCCAACACAGUCAGGCAAAUCCAGGAGGAGAUGAGGCAAGAAAAUAGCCAGCAGUUCAUUCAUAUGUGCAGUGGCUUCAGCACCAGCUCUUCCAGUUACCUGGGCUUGGAUUUGUUUGGAAUGCCGUCUCACAUUUCCCCAGGCGUUCAUCAGCAGGAGUCCAACGGUCGUGAGCCACGGCCUGUGGAAGGCCCAAUUGAGAACAACUUGCUGGUGGUUUCAGAUAAUGACAUGUCCUCUGCCAUUUCAUCUAUUCUGAAAGACUUGGACUUCAUGGAGGACGUGAGCCCACCUUCGUACCUGGCUGGAUCUGGAGAUGAUCAGUUUAAGACUUCUGAAACUUCAGGCUUUCGGUUGGAAGAUGACAGACAAGACUUGAAGGGAGUGGAAUGUGCGUUUGGUUCCUUCGAAAUUUCAAGCUCAACUAGCUACUUGAAAGACUUGGCUAUCGAUGACAUUUUUGAAGAUAUUGACACUUCGAUGUACGAUUCAGACUUUGACUGCCCCUCACUAACCCCUCCAAGAGCAUCGCCUAUGGCACGCACAGAAGAGAUGUUGAAAACCUUCUCUUCUUGCAAUUCCUCCUCAGCAAGCAACAUCCCGAUAUGUAGAAGUGAUCUCAGUGAUUUGGACCAUAUCAUGGAGAUUCUUGUAGGGUCUUGAUACUUUUUUAAAGUCCAAAGAUACUUUUUCCUAUGCUGCCACCCUAUGCUGGUUUGAAGAAAAAGCCACAGAGAGACGGAUUGAACUACAAAGUGUUACGUUGGAAUGGUAGUUAGACAUUAUUCUUAAGUGGUUCUCCAAAACUUAUAUAUAAACCAAAAAGUGGCAAGCUGUUAUAUAAAAUGGAGUAUUUAUUAAACCAAUUGUGCAAUUUUUUUAACCCUAGGGUAAAUGCAAGGAAUAUGUCCCUUGCACCUUUCCCUAGUCCCACAAAUCUCACUUUUUUAAAUGUGCAAUUUUUAAUCUGUCCGAAAAAUUUGCAUAACAGUAAUUUCCAUAAGGGGAAAACAUCUUCUAAAGUCUAAUGAUUCUAUUUUUAAUAUAAAAUGAGACACUUUGUUGACAUUCACUGGAGCUGCAUACUUGGAUUUGCAACCUCAGUAAAUACAAAUAUAUUUUUAAAGUAUUUAAAGGACUACAGGCCUCUUCCCUUUUGUUGAAGGAGUUUCAAGAUGCUUGGCAGCAAAAUGCCUUGCAUUUUGUAAAGCAUUUGAAACUAUUUAUUUUUGUAAAAUUUUAUAGCCUUUUUACAUUUUACUACAUUGCUCCAUCCUAGUUUAGAGAUAACAAAAGAGGCACGGCAAAGCACUGAUCUGGUUGGAUGGAGCUGGCACUACCUCUCUAAGCAGCAAUGCUGUAACUCUUUCCAGUGCUUUGUCUAAAACUGCAGAUUUUUUUUGUUUUCUUGGAUGGCGUUUGUGGUGGUAUAAACAAGAAACUUCUCAGCGUCAUGGCUGACUUCUGAAAUUUUAUGGUAUUUAAUUAUACACAUUUACAAAUGUAAUUUAUAUGUAGAUUAUCCGAUUUUAAACUUUGUCAGUAUUAUGUGCUUCAAUUUGGGAGUAAUAUGGGUUUUUUAAAUUUAGUAUUUACUGUACAGGUAGAACUAUUUUGACUCUUUGGAGAAUAUUGUAUCUCUGCAACACGAUUUCUAGAUUUUAUGUGCAAUAUACAUCACUUAAGCAGACCAUUUUUGCACACCUUGGAUUCUUAAAGAAGUGCAUCAAAUCCAAAUGGCAGGCACCAAUUCAAGAUACUAGAGGUGUCUGAAGUGUACUGUGUGCACUCUAUCUCCUGGCAACUUUGUCCUGUAGGACUUGGGUAGGGCGUGCCUAAGAGCACAGCUGUGGCCUAGCAAGAUUCCUUUUUGUGGGAGGAGGGGUGUUGCUUUGUUCAAAAUGCUAAUCAUAGAUUAUAUGCCUUUCAUGAUGGUUUUUAUCUUUUUUUGGAUGAAAAAUGCUAAUAGUCUGCACUGUCCAAAUUCCAAAUUUUAGGAAUUUGCACAGCAGUGAUCCCUACAAAUUGCAGAAGCAAAUUUUGACAUGUUGUAACAUAGGCCUGCCAUCAGCAUCCAGUAUGCAUGAAUGUGUCAGGACGCAUGCACCCCAUCGAUGCCUACCAGGACUAAAGCCUCUUCCAGCUUUCCUUUGGUGCUACUGAGCAGGCCUUUCCUGCAGUAGUGUUGUCGAUUGAAUAUGGAAAUUCAUUAGAUAUCUGUACCCACCUCAAUUUCUGUCCACUCCACCCAUUCAUCAUACCAAUCUAAGAACAGAUGGCGUCAAAGUAUCAAAAGCCAAAACCGGCCAUCCUCUUUGUCAUAGCUUCCAGACACAUUUCUAAAGGCAGAGCAGAUUGCAUUAGAAUUAGAGGACACACACACAAGAACUCUCAUAGGGAAUUCCUAUUACAUUUUUGGGAAAUGGAGGCUGGCAGCCCUCUCGCACUGGUUGGAGAUGAGCUGCCACUUGGUUCCAGUAGGAGAUACCCAAGCACCACAGGGAAAAGCAGGCCCAAAGCAGCAUAAGCCAACAUCAGUUCCUUGCCCUGUUGCUCGAACCACACUUGACUUGCUGGAAUCAUUGCUUCUCCCCUUCCCACCCAACUCCCAUUGAUGUUUUCCUAACCCCAGUAUUGGCAUGACAAUGAGUAUGUAUCUGCUGUGGAAGGUUUAUUCUGAGAGCAUACCAGCUCAACAAUGAUGCAUUUUGGGGAUGAAAGGCUCCAGACUGGGGCAAGAAUGUGGUUAGUUAUGGAACAACCAGCAUCACGGUAUGUCCCUAGCAUAAAUGCAUGAGGUAGUUCCACAGGUGAUGUGGAGAAAAUUAUCCAGAUGUGUCUCUUAUCAGUAAUAUUGCUAUUGUCAACCUUGUUUUCUAACUAUUUAUUUUAACUCUUUCAUUUUAUUGUUCAUGAGGAAUCCAUCAAGCUUCAGAUUUUUUUAUAAUGGAAACAGAACCUUGUUUAAUCUCAAAAUAAUUUAAACACUCUCAUCUUGGGUUCCAAAUAUUGGGAUGUUUUAGUCCUGACUCUCCUAAUAAUGGAACCAGAUCCUGCAACUAAUGCAGAAUGAAUCCUGUUUUGUUGCCCCAGUGCACAGCUUGGCAAGGAAAGUGUGUUUACAUGCACAACCCAUGCAAAUAGAUCUAUACCACAGCAGCAGAACCUUUGGCAAAAUGCUCUCAAUCUUUGAUGUAAAGGGAUUUGGGUAUAAAGAAUGUUCACAGAUUGUGCAGAAAUGCCUCUUUGUAUGUAUAAAUAUGAAUCUUGAAAAUGGUAAGGGCCUUCUGCACUGUGAUGAAGCAGAAUUGUGGUUAAAAGAAUAUUUUUUAAAAUUUCUGUGAUAAUAAAUAUUUCAUUCUAAGUUCUCAUCUAUGGAAGUAAUUCUUGGUUAAUUUGAAUAUUUGUGUGUACUUACAACUGUAUUCCUGUUUGUCCUUAGUUUUCUACUGAUACAUAAUGCCGGCAGGGCAAAUGAUCUGACUUGGGCAUGAGAGGUCCCUUUCCUAACCAAGAGAUACUGACUUGCACUGUGAGCAGCACAUUUUGUGGGUCUAACUACAUUACAGAUGUGUGAAGAAAGCACUGUUUUGUAAAGAAACAUGGCACUGAGGAGAGGACCACUACCUUUUAUCUGCUCCAAUUACCUCCAGCCACUUUUCCAGAGAAGGUUUUAGAGGUGCGUUAAACACAUUACAAACUUCACAGAGGAGAAAGUUAGCUGGGCAGCAGUUUGGAGCACAGAAAUGCUAGGUGGGUAGAUAAGUAUUGACUCUGCUGGUUCUCUGUGGGGCCCAGAGGGCUAAGUUGCUGUGUUGGCAUGGAAUGCUUGACCCACAACCCGUCAGGAUGUUUAUAGUUCUUUGAGACAUGGGCUAGUUGUCUGGCUGGGAUUAGAACCUCACAUUGGCCCUAAAAACAGAGUAUUUUUGUGUGGCUGAGGAAAGGAGGCAGGGAAACUCUGAGCCCAGAAGUGAGGUGGCUGGAGGAAAGGUACAGAAUAAGCAAUGAACAGGAAAGAAGUGCAAAGGAGGAAAAGAUGUGCAGAAACUUGCUUGAAAACCUGAUUCUGGUCCAGGCUUAAGGCUUAGUUCUUAUUUGUCUUUGAUGUACAAUCAUUUUCAGUAUUUUUAAACUGCCCCUUCAUCUAUGAAAUAUCAGGGAAAUAUACAAGAAAGAUUAGGUAGUCGUGUGUAUAUGUGUGUCGUAAAUUAAUGAAAGACUGAUAAAACUAAAAAGCAGACUAAAUAAUAACUGGCUUUGAAAUACGUUAGCAAAUAUUUAUGACCAGGUGUUCAACUGAUGGUAGCAAUGGUGCCAGCUGUACUUUUAUGGGGGUGGUUAUGGCGAUCUCAAGACACGGGGAGAGCUGCAGUUCACCAGGUAAUUUGUCUGAAGCUGGGCUUCCAGUGACAAUGCUCAUUCCAAGACUAUCCCUUGCCACCAAGCUAAAUUUAUAGUCUUUCAUGGGGAGUGCAACCCAUCUUGUACACCCAAUUGCUGGACAUGAGAACCACCUCCAUGUUGUCAUAUGCUUCAUCUUACUAGCUUACAUCCAGCCCACUUUGCAAAACCAGGCACUGGUCUGAACAGCCUCAUGCUGCCAUGUUACUACAAACACUUUGAUAGCCUCACCCAACAGCUGCUUAUAAAAUAUUUUAACUCAGAUGGACUAAGGUAAUGGGUGGUAUACAAAUACAAUUCAUCAUGUGGACAGGAUAGGACCCUGUAGCAUUCAGAAGCUUGAGCAGAAACCCUCCAAUCCUUUCUCAAAGUGACCCUGUAUAUUGGGGGAGGGAAGGGAAAGAUGCCUUUGUAAGUCCACUAAUGGCCAUGGCUAGAGGCAAAAGUAUGCAGAGCUGUAAAUGUGUCUCCCCACACACUCUAGGCUGGUUAUUUCACACUGACACUUCCCUCCCUAUCCUCUAUCCAGGUAAGGAAGAAGCACUGUCAGAGUUCAAGGGUACAUCCCAGCCAAGCAAAACAACUCAAGGGUGGUGUAAAACCAUGUGGGUAAGAGGUCUGGCUUAGGGGGAAAGCCUUGUACAGUACUGUAUUUGUGAUAAAUGUUUAUGCCUGGAUGAGGCUUCAAUCCCAUGCAGCUGGCCUCAGCAGGAUACUUCCCACCGAACUGCUAUAGAACCAACACCUAACUCCUAGAAUCUGAGGGAGACUACUGGGUCAUAAAUUCCUACUCAACAAAGACAAUUGGAAUGGGGCCGUUUAUUGCAUAAUAGAGUCGCAGGUCAGUCAGUUCCAGGUUCACAUAGCAGGUGAUGGGAAAGGCUCUGGGGUCUCUUGAGAGAUGCUAACAAGCUUGUAUAGACAGGGAAAGCUAGUUAUGUCAAACCUGGCAUAAGGCAGUUUCUGAAGUACUCUAAAAUUCCACCCAAACAUCUAAGCAAGUAGCUUGUAGGGCAGCGUUAGAAGAAAACAUUUCACAGCAAAACCUCUAUAUUGUGAAUAGUUUAUUAAAGGCAGAGUUACAAAACAUAUCAGUGCAGAUUUGUUCUUUAUCAACUGGCCUGUAAGAGGCAUAAUUUUUCCAACUUUGAGCUUUGUCAUAUUACAGGCCCUCCCACCCACUGGUGGGGGCAUGCCAUGCUAACUGGGUGCACAUGUUCCACUCCACUCAUUGUUAAGCAGCUUUAAACAAAGGCAGCUGGACACUGAAUUUGACCUAUUGCUAUUAAAGUAAUAAGGACACACACAAAAAAAAGUUUCUCCUAAAUUGACAACGGUGCCCACCAAGUUUUAUUCCAGAACUGAGAACACAGCCCAUAAAAUUUUCUAUAAGCUAUACUUGCAUGUAGAUUAUGCUGUGUCCAUACUGGCAUUGACUGCAGUUCUGGGAUAGAGCCUUACCCAUCAUCACUUGCCCUGACCUUUCAAGAGAAAAUUCAGGACCAGCACCCAUAAUUAAUUUCAGUAGAUAUGACAAUAAAGCUUUCUAACAUUUCAUGGUUGUAAAACAGUUUUGGAAUUUAAAAUACGCUCAGUAUAAAAUAGAAGGAAGUAAACUUUCUCUUUCCAUGACAGAGUGUUAAAAGUGUAUCAUAACUGCAUGGGACAGAAGCAAGGCGAGCAAUUGCUCUCGCUCUCUCUGCUCCCCACCCUGCCGUUUAGUCAGACAGACUCUCAAGUGCAAUGCUUCCCAAAGUGGCAGUGCUGGAAGAAGUUACUCUUGAACUAAUGUGGGACUGAUGCUGCUAGGAUGUAAAUUAUAAAACAUGGAGUGACACAGUGUAGCUAAGUGAGGGGAAUGUUACAAGUAAUACCAAGGCAGGGGCAUAAAAGAUCUAAUUUAGGUUAAAAGAGGGCCGUUUCUUGAAGUUUGAGCAGUACUUCUUAGUUCCUGGACUCCUUUGUUCUAGUGCAGCACUGCUCAAACUAUUGGGGGUUUCUCAGAGAGGUAAUCCAAACCAGAAGACAAAAUUUUCCCUUUGACAUU
Messenger RNA from Zootoca vivipara (common lizard), 9908 nucleotides. Lineage: Eukaryota; Metazoa; Chordata; Lepidosauria; Squamata; Lacertidae. The record is from RefSeq and is a predicted model, not a curated record.